GUCCACAGGGAGCCCCAGCCCGCCGUCGCCAUGGCGUCGCGCAUCGGGCUGCGCAUGCAGCUCAUGCGGGAGCAGGCGCAGCAGGAGGAGCAGCGGGAGCGCAUGCAGCAGCAGGCCGUCAUGCAUUACAUGCAGCAGCAGCAGCAACAGCAGCAGCAGCAGCAGCAGCAGCAGCUGGGGGGGCCUCCCACCCCGGCCAUCAACACCCCUGUCCACUUCCAGUCUCCACCACCUGUGCCUGGGGAGGUGCUGAAGGUGCAGUCCUACUUGGAGAACCCCACGUCCUACCACCUGCAGCAGUCCCGGGACCAGAAGGUGAGGGAGUACCUGUCUGAGACCUACGGGAACAAGUUUGCCGCCCACAUCAGCCCGGCCCAGGGCUCCCCGAAGCCCCCGCCUGCCGCCUCCCCAGGGGUGCGGGCUGCACAUGUAGUGUCAUCCUCGGCGGGCAACAGCGCUCCCAACAGUCCCAUGGCCAUGCUGCACAUCGGCUCCAACCCCGAGAGGGAGUUUGAUGUCAUUGACAACAUCAUGCGUCUGGAUGAUGUCCUGGGCUACAUCAAUCCCGAAAUUCAGAUGCCCAACACGCUGCCCCUGUCCAGCAGCCACCUGAAUGUGUACAGCGGGGACCCCCAGGUUACAGCAUCCCUGGUGGGUGUCACCAGCAGCUCCUGCCCAGCUGACCUGACCCAGAAGCGAGAGCUCACAGACGCUGAGAGUCGUGCCCUGGCCAAGGAGAGGCAGAAGAAAGACAAUCACAACUUAAUUGAAAGGAGGCGGAGGUUCAACAUCAACGACCGCAUCAAGGAGUUGGGAAUGCUGAUCCCCAAGGCCAACGACCUGGAUGUGCGCUGGAACAAGGGCACCAUCCUCAAAGCCUCGGUCGACUAUAUCCGGAGGAUGCAGAAGGACCUGCAGAAGUCAAGGGAGCUUGAGAACCACUCCCGGCGCCUGGAGAUGACCAACAAACAGCUCUGGCUGCGCAUCCAGGAGCUGGAGAUGCAAGCUCGUGUGCACGGCCUCCCAACCACCUCCCCAUCAGGCAUGAACAUGGCCGAGCUGGCCCAGCAGGUGGUGAAGCAGGAGCUGCCCAGCGAGGAGGGCUCAGGGGAGGCCCUGAUGCUGGGGGCUGAGGUCCCUGAGCCUGAGCCGCUCCAGGCUCUGCCCCCCCAGGUCCCACCACCCCCACCGGCCCAGCCACCCCAGCCGGAGUCCCCAUUCCACCACCUGGACUUCAGCCACAACUUGAGCUUUGGGGGCAGUGGCAAUGAGGGUCCCCCAGGCUACCCUGAACCCCUGGGGCCCGAGCAUGGCUCCCCAUUCCCUGGCCUGUCCAAGAAGGAUCUGGACCUCAUGCUCCUGGACGACUCGCUGCUACCACUGGCCUCUGACCCUCUCUUCUCCACCAUGUCCCCCGAGGCCUCGAAGGCCAGCAGCCGCAGGAGCAGCUUCAGCAUGGAGGAGGGCGAUGUGCUGUGACCCCGGCUGCCCCCGUGACGGGGAACAGGGGCGAGCCUGGGGGGGCGAGCCAGGGCCACUGCCCUCCCUUCCCUUCAGGCUGCACUGGUGUGUGAAGUAGCCACUUGCCCUGCCUCACUCCUCCCUGUCAGCCCUCUGUUUGGACUUAGUGCCAGCCUGGCGACCUGCGGGGUCAGGAGAAGC
Molecule: messenger RNA, 1662 nt
Organism: Elephantulus edwardii (Cape elephant shrew)
Lineage: Eukaryota; Metazoa; Chordata; Mammalia; Macroscelidea; Macroscelididae
Gene: TFEB
Product: transcription factor EB
Exons: 8
Coding region: 31-1479 (482 amino acids)
Biological process (GO): regulation of transcription by RNA polymerase II; positive regulation of DNA-templated transcription; humoral immune response
Cellular component (GO): nucleus
Molecular function (GO): protein dimerization activity; DNA-binding transcription factor activity, RNA polymerase II-specific; RNA polymerase II cis-regulatory region sequence-specific DNA binding
Source: RefSeq, a predicted model, not a curated record